AUGAUUGAUAUCCGGCCACCUUAUUAUAAUUUACUAUUCCAGGGCCGUAGCACCAACAGCUACAAGUCCUACGAUGAGGAACGCUUGAGUUGGAGUGCUGAACACGUCUCGCGAGAGCAGCGACGAAAGGCUAUGCGUAUCAAAAGGCCUCGAAAAUCAACGAUUUUCCUCCUCCUUUUGGACGUCAUGCUUAUCUGGCUACUUAUCCAUGACUUGGAGCCUCUCAUCACUCUUUUACGAAGGAACGAGGAGCUCUUCAAGCCACAAGUCACUCUCUCUGACCUGGAAGACACUUGGCCCGAAAUGAAUACAUCAAGCCAUAUUCCGCGAAUACUCCAUCAAACUGCUGCUACGAACACAAUUCCAGACAAAUGGGUUAAAUCACAGGCAAGCUGCAAGGAGGCUUAUGGGGAUUUUGAGUACAAGCUUUGGACUGACGAAUCGACUCGCGCUUUUCUCUCCGUCCAUUAUCCCUGGUUUGUGGAUAUUUGGGACAACUACGCCUUCCCCAUCCAGCGUGCCGACUCUCUUCGCUAUUUCGUCUUAUAUCACUACGGCGGAAUCUAUCUCGAUAUGGAUACUUGGUGCAAUAAAAGUAUUCCAAUUGACAAGCUCGAACGCGAUGUGGUUACUGAAUACGCUCUCUUCAAGUCCACGCUACCGACAGGCGUCACAAAUGACUUCAUGAUAACAUCCGCCAACCAUCCUGUCUAUGCAGCCGCUAUCGCCAAGCUACCUAGUUAUAAUUCUAUCACUCGGGCCUGGGCUCGAUGGCAGCCAUACUGUGCUAUUAUGAUCUCUGCUGGACCGAUGUUCUUGACUAUGGUUGCUAAGGUCUACUUGCUUAAGCAGGCUUCUCUACCUUCGCCGACGCUAGGAGUCGUCAAUCAAACUGAAUUAACUCCCUACAUUACCGAUUUGGAGAGUAGCAGUUGGCACAGAGCGGACGCGAAGGUCUUGAUGUGGCUUGGAUCUCGACCGUGGACUUGGUUCAGCGUGGGAGCGAUUGGGGUUUCCGUUGUUUUGUAUAUCUUGAAUCGUAUGUUGAUGAUGGCUUUUGAGUAUCUGCUGUGCAAGGUUCCCCGUGGCAUUGGGAAUCUGAAGCGGGCGAAGGGUUCAUGGAAGACGAAACUCUAG
This is a messenger RNA of Penicillium cinerascens, 1137 nucleotides long. Its product is annotated as glycosyltransferase family 32 protein. NCBI's taxonomy places the organism in Eukaryota, Fungi, Ascomycota, Eurotiomycetes, Eurotiales, Aspergillaceae. The transcript is spliced from 2 exons. Bases 1 to 1137 code for a protein of 378 amino acids. Gene Ontology annotation, molecular function: mannosyltransferase activity. The record is from RefSeq and is a predicted model, not a curated record. Gene Ontology annotation, biological process: mannosyl-inositol phosphorylceramide biosynthetic process.